This is a messenger RNA of Saccharomycodes ludwigii, 1761 nucleotides long. RefSeq lists its product as uncharacterized. NCBI's taxonomy places the organism in Eukaryota, Fungi, Ascomycota, Saccharomycetes, Saccharomycodales, Saccharomycodaceae. The coding region runs from base 1 to 1761 and encodes 586 amino acids. Gene Ontology annotation, molecular function: ergosterol O-acyltransferase activity. The record is from RefSeq and is a predicted model, not a curated record. The transcript has a single exon. Gene Ontology annotation, cellular component: endoplasmic reticulum membrane. Gene Ontology annotation, biological process: ergosterol metabolic process.
AUGGCCACUAAUCUACAACAAGUUAAAAAAUUAAACAACCCUGGUCAUACCAGGCCAUCAUUAACUGAUAAAGAAGAGUUUGAAAAUCGUAGUUUAACCAACUUAACUUUUUAUGCCACUGCUUUAAAUAAAAAACAUAAAUAUAGGUAUAACGCCAAAUUGAAAAAGACAAGGUCUCUUUUAAAUGAUGUAGUUUUCGAUAUUAAAGAUAGUCUAUUAGAUAAAUAUUUAUAUGGUUCAUUGAAAGCUAAAUUCAAGGGACCAUCUUUAGAGAGCCGUGAUAAGGCAAAUCCAGCUAUUAAGGGUUUAAUCGAAGAGAAACAAAAUCAACAAAAUCAAGUAAAUAAAAAUAAAGAGAAAAAUAAUACAGAUAAGUCUGCCACCACUGCUGAUAAUUACGAUUAUUCUAUAGAAAUUAAAAAACAAGUGGUUACCACUACUACAAUGAUCACUGAACCUUUCACUGAUUUUAGUGGAUUUUUCAUUUUUACCUGGAUGACUUGUUUUCUAAUUGUUUUCAAACAAUUUUGGGAUUUUUACCAAAUCAAUGGGUUUGAUCUAUCUAAGUCUCAAGUUUGGACUUUUAUGAGUAGAAAGUGGUUGCAAGUUGCCUUAAUUGAUUUGCUGAUGUAUUUAUCCAUCUAUUUUGCCUUUCUGGUCCAGAUUUUGUGUUUGAAAAAGGUUUUCACUUGGCAUAAAGUGGGUAGAUGGUUGAUUUAUAUUUAUGAGGUUUUAUUUAUUGUAUUAUAUAUUUAUGUUGCUGAAGGUAUUAUGAAGUUUCAUUGGAUUUCCAGAAUCUUUUUAUUUUUACAUUCCUGUGUCUUAUUGAUGAAGAUGCACUCAUAUUCUUUUUACAACAGCUACUUAUGGGGAAUCUACAAUGAACUUCACUAUUCUAAACGGCUACUAAAAGAUAUAAGCGAGAGUGUUAAAGAGAGGGAUGUAUCUCCUGAGAUAAUUGAAUCUUUGAAUAACAGUAUUGAGUUUUGUACUGCAGAAUUAAAUUCACAGUCAGAUAAGAAAGAUGGCAACAAUGUUUUCCCCAAAAAUAUAAAUUUCAAGAAUUUCUUUAUGUUUACAAUGUAUCCGACACUGGUUUAUCAAAUCAGCUAUCCUAGAACUAAUAAAAUCAGGUGGUACUAUGUUUUUGAGAAAAUAUGUGCUAUCAUAGGUAUUAUAAUAUUAAUGAUGGUUUUCGCACAAAUGUCCAUUUAUCCACAUGUUAUAGAAGCGGAACAUGUUAUGGAAGCACCAGCUGGCAUUCAAAGGUUCUUACGCUGGAUGAAUGUCUUCGUUGACAUGAUGCCCGGAUUUAUUGCAGAAUCUAUGUUAACCUGGUAUUUAAUCUGGGAUGCUAUUUUGAAUUGUAUUGCAGAGUUGACUUGUUUUGCUGAUAGAUCCUUUUAUGGAGAUUGGUGGAAUUGUAUUACCUGGGAUGAAUAUGCAAGACUAUGGAACCUGCCUGUUCACAAGUUUUUGCUUAGACAUGUGUACCAUAGCACCAUAUCAUCGUUUCAUUUAAAUAAAAAAACUGCUAUUUUAAUGACGUUUUUGUUAAGUAGUAUUGUUCACGAGAUUGCCAUGUAUGUGUUGUUUAAUAAAGUCAGGUUUUAUCUAUUUAUUUUGCAAAUGUCCCAGAUGCCACAAACCUUUCUUUUUAGGAGAUAUCUAAAUGAUCACAAAAUUUUAGGUAAUGCUAUAUUUUGGUUUGGUGUUUGUAUUACACCAGGCUUGAUUUGUUCGAUCUAUAUCAGUUUUUGA